UGUACAUUCGCUCAGCUGUUCUGGUCAGAGACGGUCGCAGCUCAUCUGAUUGCACAAAUUUUCGAAGCUUUGGAGUUUAUUUUUAGUACAAGUGCCAUGUCGUUUUGGUAUCAUCCUCGUGGAGUUUUGCUGCGUAAGAGCAUGUUGCUUGGCCUUUGAUUCGGUCGAUACGAAAAAAAACGUUCUGUCGCUGAUUGACAGACUCGCGUUUGCCACUCACCGCGGUUACCAGAAAUUUGACAGUAAUCCGGGAUCGAUACGCGUCGCAAAUUGACGCUUAAUCUUCACCGCAAUAGUUAAACUACGACUAUGAAGAAGACACGUUCAAAUAUUUUUCGUGACAUUUAUUAUCAACCGUACAAUGACUGCACCAGGAUGAAGCUUUACUCCAGCAGUAAAGCAAGCCUUCAAAUGAUACAACGUAUGGCAUUACUAAAGAGAUUAAAAGUUCAUAACGGUUGUGUAAACUCUGUUUGUUGGAAUGCUACUGGAGAACUGAUAUUAUCUGGUAGUGAUGAUCAACACCUUGUUCUUACAAAUGCUUAUAAUUAUGAGGUGUUGACAGACUACAAGACCAGUCAUAGAGCAAAUAUAUUUAGUGCAAAGUUUCUGCCUAAUAGUGGAGAUCACCAGAUAGUUUCAUGUAGUGGUGAUGGCAUUAUUUUGUAUACAGAUUUAAUGAGAAGGACAAACACAUUUCAUAAUCAAUUUAAUUGUCACAGUGGCACUACUUAUGAAAUAGCAACAAUACCUGGUGAACCACAUAAUUUCCUAAGUUGUGGAGAGGAUGGAACAGUGAGAUGGUUUGAUCUUAGGAUAAAAGAUAAGUGCAAUGCCUCAAGAUGCACAGAGGAUAUACUAAUCUCAUGUAAAAGAGCUGUAACAGCUCUGUCUGUGAAUCUUGUUUCACCCCAUCAAAUAGCAAUAGGUUGUUCUGAUAGUACUGUUAGAAUAUUUGAUAGAAGAACACUUGGAACACCAGCCACUGGAUGGACAGAUGCACCUGGAGCAGUGAGGGUAUUAUGCAGUUUCACUGUUCCAGAAUUCGAAGGAAAUUCCUAUAGGAUAACAUCUGUGAAUUACAGUCCAGAUGGACAAGAUGUUCUUGUUAGUUAUAGUAGUGACCACCUUUACCUGUUCAAUGUGAAGGACCAAGCUAGUGUACAGUUAAAAAAAGAAAUCGCGGUUGGAAAGGGAGAGGGUAAGAAACAAAGGUUACGCUCGUCAUUACCAGUACGUAGAUUAAGACUUAGAGGGGACUGGUCUGAUACUGGUCCUGAUGCUCGACCCGAAUGCGAAAGUGGUCGACUUAGCGCUACAGAAAUUGCUCACGCUAGACCCGUUCUUCAUACUUCGUUGAUGCAGAGAAUGACGGAUGUUCUUAGCAGAAUGUUAAAUGACCCAGCCACUAGAGCCGCGUUGUGUGGUGGUGAAGGUAGUUUGGAAGGUGUGAUCGAUCAUCAAGAUAACGCCCAAAAUAGCAACGAAAGUAUCGCGGAAUCUAGCGAGGAAAGAAACAACGAAUCGGAAGGAGCCUCGGCUCAGAUUAAUCAAGAAGCAGCUGUUUCAGAGCAACAAACGGAUAGAACGGACGGUCCGAGUUGCAGCGGCCUGCAAAGUAAACCCGGAACGAGUCGUUCCACGGAAAUGAACGAGGAAACGCAAUGCAAUGAAGCUAUGACUUCGAAUCAAACGACUGACGAGAGUUCGCCGGUUGAAUGCAAAUCACAUGUUCCUAUGGAAACUGAAUCUAGUCAAAUAGAAACACAGACGUGUUCUGUGCAACCGUGUUCAUCGCGUACUAUGGAUAAAACCAGUGAUGCCCCAGAGGACGAUCAGAGUAGUAACGAUGAUUCCCCGUGUAGCAGUAUGGAGAAUAAACAGGAGGGGCACAUGAUGGAAAAUCUUCAAGAUAGACUGACAAAAAUGAGAGUCGGGUUCCUCGAAAAACAUGGUAGUGAACCUGCUGUGAAUUUAACUUAUACGGAUAAAAGCUCUACAAGUGCAACGAUAUCUCUUGGUGUAGCCGAUGAGAUGAUCCGUGAUGGUUAUCAUGCAGGACCUUCUGGAAGUAGUGGAACGUACUCGGGCAGAAAUCAUGACAAACACAUACGAUAUAGUGAUACACAAGAAAAGACUGAUGAAAGCGCUUUUACUGAUAGCGAUGACGAAGAUAUACAGCCUAGAGAAAGAGUAAGAAGUUUUGCCGAUAAAGAAAGGAACGAGGUUAUCGGUAACUCGUGUGCGUGUCGAGGAUCAACGAGCUUCGAUGAAACGUGUGUAACGGAGCUUCGUGUGAAACAGAAAUACAUGGGGCACCGUAAUGCCAGUUUCUUUAGGACCAUGAUCAAAGAGGCAAACUUCUGGGGCAACGAUUUCGUCAUGUCGGGUAGCGAUUGUGGCCAUGUGUUCGUAUGGGAGAAAGACACAGCGAAGCUGUGCAUGCUACUGGAAGCGGAUCAACAUGUUGUAAACUGUUUGCAACCACACCCGUAUCUGCCAUUACUGGUCACUGCCGGAAUAGAUUACGACGUUAAGCUCUGGGCACCGAUAAACGAAGAGUCUACCUUCGAUGAAAAGUUUGCCGAAGAUUUGAAAAAGAGGAACGCAGUCAUGUUGGAAGAGACCAAAGACACAAUGACUGUACCUGCUGUUUUUAUGAUCAGAAUGCUGGCAUGUCUCAAUCAGAUACGCAGAGGACGCGGUCGGAACAGGAGGAGGAGCGGCGAAGAGACCGGCGAAUUACGAAGUGGCUAAGCUGCUUCCGGCGAUACUGUCGUCUGUGAAGAAUCGAGAUUUCAAGCGAACCGCGCGACACCAAUUGGAGCAACCUUUAUCAACGCUUCGCCAACUGAUUAGAGUUCUGAGCUCUAGAGCUGGGGGGAAGGGGGGGGGGCCGAGAACGAAAAAAGAAAAAAAGAAGAAGAAUUCGUAUAUGAUUUACAAUUUACGAUGUGGCAAGAAUGAUUCUCGAUUAAUUGUAAGGAUAUUUAAUCUGAUAAGCUUUCGCGUAUCGUAUUAUUAUCGCGGCUAGAGAUACGUCGAGUUUCUUUUCUUCUUCCACCGUCAUUUUUCUUUCUGUCGCUUCGUUUCUUAUGACUCUAUUUAUACAGCGUGUUUUACUUUCAAAACGUGUGUACAUACCUCUACGUUGUUUUUUAGUGACGUUACUGGAAUUGACGACAAGGUCUGCCUUUAUUCGGAGAGGGAAACAGAAGGUUGAAUAUUUUGGAUAUUUUGUAACGGAUUAGACACAGCGUCGGGUUCGGUUCUGUUAAGUGGAACCAUAACUCUAUUUUCGUAGGAUGCAGGUAAAGUGCACUUAUCGAUCGAUCGUUUGUCACGUUAUUACGAUUUUUGUUUUUAUCGAUUAAUCGAUAGUCUUUCAGAAAUGCACUUUAUUCGUGCCUCGUGAAUCGAGCGAGCCUUAGUAUGUGGAUUUAAUGUAAAUACCAGGGUUCCAUUUGAGAAUCAGAACCUUGACAUUCGGUUUACCUCUCUGACUUGUACGACUUUGUAUCGCCAAAUGAGCAAUAAGCGUAUGGUAUACGUUCGAUUUUACGUUUUGUGUAUAUUAUUUUUAACGUCGACGAAUUCGAUAGAACGUAUUAUCGGGAAAAAAAGAAUCAAGGACUUCUCUAAUUUGCUAAUUUUAACUUCUUUUUCUUUUUCGAUCGUUUUGUCUUGUUACUUUUCUGUGUGACGAAAUAACGAAGCUUAACGAAGAUUAACUGAUUAUUAUUAUACUUUUGAGGUAACUUAUUCACCGUUAGAGAACGUAGCAAUCACCGCUAAGUUUUGUAGAUUCGUUCGUUCAGUUUUGACGCAAACGUAGAGACACGCUUGUGACGUACGUACGCUUGCAAAAUGAAUGGACGAAAGAACACGAUACCUGGUUCUUCUUACGGAAUCUAGGCA
Habropoda laboriosa is the source of this 3918-nucleotide messenger RNA. RefSeq names its product DDB1- and CUL4-associated factor 6-like. The transcript is spliced from 15 exons. Bases 310 to 2757 code for a protein of 815 amino acids. The record is from RefSeq and is a predicted model, not a curated record. Lineage: Eukaryota; Metazoa; Arthropoda; Insecta; Hymenoptera; Apidae. Gene Ontology annotation, molecular function: protein binding. Gene Ontology annotation, cellular component: Cul4-RING E3 ubiquitin ligase complex; cytoplasm. Gene Ontology annotation, biological process: positive regulation of transcription by RNA polymerase II.